Molecule: messenger RNA, 4296 nt
Organism: Engraulis encrasicolus (European anchovy)
Lineage: Eukaryota; Metazoa; Chordata; Actinopteri; Clupeiformes; Engraulidae
Gene: xylt2
Product: xylosyltransferase II
Exons: 14
Coding region: 7-2685 (892 amino acids)
Biological process (GO): heparan sulfate proteoglycan biosynthetic process; chondroitin sulfate proteoglycan biosynthetic process
Cellular component (GO): membrane
Molecular function (GO): protein xylosyltransferase activity
Source: RefSeq, a predicted model, not a curated record
GGGAAAAUGGUGGCAAGCACUCGGGUACAGCGGAUAUUCCGACGAUACAAACUCGCUAUUGCCGCGGCACUAACAAUUCUCCUGGUCCAGGGACUGGUAGUAUGGAGUCUUCGGAGUUUAGAGGAAGGCGAGGCAGAGAAGAAGCACAGACGUUCCAAGAUGCCGGACCAUAACGGCGCGGGCGUGGAAGUCCCGCGGGGGGGUGAGGUGGGGGGUCGGCAGUGGGACCGCCCCGCCCCCGAACGACCCCCCCUGGUCUCUGCGUCGACUAGCAGCCAACAGCGUCACCAGCGCGGCGGCGACGGCAGGAAGUCGCGCGGAGGGGGCCAUCGACCGUCCUCCCCCCGCAAGAAGCUGGGCCCGUCGCUGGAAGCUCCCCCCCUCCCAAACGAGGCGUCCAACAGCCAGCGCAACGCCAGCCAGUGGGACCGGGAGAAAGGGGUGAAGAGAGACGGAGAGCGAGAGAAAGGGGGGGUGAGGAAAGACGAGAGGGGCAUGGGGGUGCUGGAGGCGGGCAGCGUGGAGGGGGCCCCCCACCCCCCCUUGGCGGGCCUGGAUGACAUCACGGCCGAGUGUGACAUCACGGGCAAGGACGCCCUGAGCGCCCUGCAGAGGGCCACGUCGCGCCAGUGCCGGCAGGAGAUCGCCACCGUGGUGUGCCAGCACCAACGAGGAGCCCUCAUGCCCGGACCCCUGCCACAGAGGUGCCCGCAGCAUGUGUUGUCCAGUGCGGUACAGGUGUCUGCGUUGGAUGUGGACGAGGGCGAUGUGGAGGGCCUGUCCUCUCUCCAGAGCCCGGUGCGGGUGGCCUUCAUGCUGGUGGUGCACGGCCGAGCCCUGCGGCAGCUCACACGCCUGCUCAAAGCCAUCUACCACAAGCAACACUUCUACUACAUACACGUGGACCAGCGUUCGGACUAUCUUCAUCGUGAGGUGGUGGCGCUGGCGUCACGCUACCCCAACGUGCGGGCGACGCCGUGGCGCAUGGUGACCAUAUGGGGCGGGGCCAGCCUGCUCAAGGCCUACCUGCGCAGCAUGGCCGACCUGCUCAGCACAGACACACCGCCCUGGGACUACUACAUCAACCUGUCAGCCACAGACUACCCCACCAGGACUAAUGAUGAGUUGGUGGCAUUCCUGUCUAAGCAUAAAGGCAAGAACUUUCUCAAGUCUCACGGGAGAGAAAAUGCAAGGUUCAUUAAGAAGCAGGGUCUGGACCGGCUCUUCCAUGAGUGUGAUAACCACAUGUGGCGUCUGGGGGAGCGCGCUAUCCCAGAAGGCUUAGAGGUCUCCGGAGGAUCCGAUUGGUUCGCUCUGACGCGACACUUUGUGGAGUACGUGGUGACAUCACAGGACCAGCUGCUCAGCGGGCUCAAGCAGUUCUAUACCUACGCACUGCUGCCGGCAGAGUCCUUCUUCCAUACAGUGCUGGGUAAUAGCCAUCUGUGUGAGUCUCUGGUUGACAACAACCUGCGCGUUACCAACUGGAACCGCAAGCUGGGCUGCAAGUGCCAGUACAAGCACAUAGUGGACUGGUGUGGCUGCUCCCCCAACGACUUCAAACCUGCAGACCUCGUCAGGAUACAGCAACUGACGCGUCCCACCUUCUUCGCGCGCAAGUUUGAGUCGACGGUGUCCCAGGAGGCCAUCUCCAUCCUGGACACGCACCUGUACGGCCACUACCCGCCCCAGACGGCCGCCCUCAAGGCCUACUGGGAGAGCGCCUACGAGCAGCAGGACGGCUACAACACGCUCUCCGACACGCGGGCCACGGCCUACGCCGCACACGCACGCCUGGGGCUGAGCGGCCUGAAGAGCAAAGGGGCCGACUGCACGUUCGAGGCGGUGGGCUUCCCUGUGUCUGUGCACCUGUAUUUCUAUGACGACCAUUUCCAGGGAUACCUGCUGAAACAGGAAGUGAAAUCAUUGUCUGGGGCGCGGGACACGCUGGAGCUGUGGUCUGUUCCCACGGCAACACUGCAGCUGGAGAAAAACCUGCGGGAGUUCGAGAGACUCAAGCAGCUAGAGGUGGGUACUGAGUGGGACCCUAAGGAGCGCAUCUUCCGUAACUGGGGCGGCGUGCUGGGUCCGCUGGAUGAGCCGGUGUGUGUGCAGCGCUGGUCGCGAGGCCCCAACCUCACCGCCACCAUCGUCUGGAUAGACCCCGCCCACGUGGUCGCCGCAUCCUAUGACAUCACAGUAGAGGCGGAAACAGAGGUGACCCAGUACCGGCCCCCUCUGCAGCACCCCUUGCGUCCCGGUGUGUGGCGCGUCAGACUGCUGCGGUUAUGGCAACGCAUUGCAGAGACCAGCUUUCUCGUUACACCCCUCACACAGAGGGCACACAUACCUUUUAACACGGCGGAGCAUGGCUGGCUGCAUGCGGGUCCGGCCGGUAACGUGUAUCUGGAACAGAGCUUCCAGCAACUCAGCUCCAUACUCAGGCUACCCUCGCUGGAGGAGGGCCUGAAAGAAGCACACAGCCACGCACAACUACAGGGAGCAGAGCUGGAGGCCUGGGUGGAUCGGGGCAUGUCGGCCUUCUGGUCCCCCGGUGGAGGGUGCUCCUCGCUGGGCUCGGCCUGCCCUGCGCUCAGCCUCUGCUCCAGCACCCCCUGGAGCUCCCUGUCGCCGGACCCCAAGGCCGAGCUCGGCCCAAUCAAGAGCGACGGACGCAUCAGGUAGCCAACCAGGAGCGGCCGACGUGUCCGAUUUAGCCAAUGAGGAGCAAGGAGGAGGGAGGGAGGCGAGCUACUGUAACCCUGAUUGGGGGGGGUCAUGAACCCUGGCUGACCUCUGAACUUUGACCUUUGAACUUACGGUUGCGCUAGAGGAGGGGAGGAGGUUCUGGACCGGCCCUUUCCGGAGCUCUCUCCCUCAGCAGCCAAUGGCAGGAGCCUUUUUGACUGAGGGAGGGCCUUGCAUGACUGAGUGACAGCUGCAAGGACCUAUGGAAUUUGCACAAGACUGCCAGACUCAAAAGCUACUGCUACGGUGUGUGUGUGUGUGUGUGUGUGUGCGCGCGCGUGCGUGUGUAUUUGUAUGUUUGAUGUCAUUGCUUUGUUUAUGGUUUUAUGUAGUUUUAUGUUUCAUUUCAUCAGGGUUUUUGCCUGUUACUUUUAAAGCCUUGUUUUAUCGAGACUGUACGUGUGCAAUGCAUUUACAGUCACACUCAAUGUACAAUAGCGACUUGUGCACAACACACACACACUCACACACGCAAACACAGAGUGAUGAACAAAGUUACAACUACACUGAACCUCACACACAUACACACUGUUGCAGACAUUAACACACACACACACACACACACGUCAGAUAAAAUACUCAUAAUGAGAGACUGACACACACACACACACACACACACAUUUAUGAUCAAGAUCAAGUGCACAUUCUGACACACUCACACUCACAGGUAGGAGUGACUGAGUACUGAGAGGAGAGGAUUGAAACUGCUGAGCUGUUGCUGCUGCGUCUGUUUGAGCUGGCCAAUCAAAAGCUGGAGAUUGACGUGUUGGCCAAUGAGAAGCCGGGGAUUAAUGUGCACUUUACCAGGAGGCGAGACUAGCAGUGGGCCCCCGGAGCAGAUAUUGGUCAGACGAAAGACAGAAACUCCGCCCAGGCUGUUACGUCACUUGAUUGACAGGUCAUGUCAUGCCUCAUCAUCUGUGAUGUGUCCAUGAGGAGACACACACACACACACACACACACACACACACACACACACACACACCUGUAUGGACAACUCCCCGUCUUGUGGUCUAUUGACUGUGUGCAGCAUGGACUAAAAGUGUGUGUAUAUGUCCCUGUGGGGUGGCAUACACACACACACACACCAAAACACUGCGAGCUGCAGGACUGCUGCAAACAUGGCAGCACCAUGACAGAAUGUUGUCACCGCCUGAGAACACUCCUUUCCCCUUUGAGACGUGUGUGUGUGUGUGUGUGUGUGUGUGUGUGUGUGUGUGUGUGUGUGUGUGUGUGUGUGUGUGUGUGUGUGUGUGUGUGUGUGUGUGUGUGUGUGUGUGUGUGUGUGUGUGUGUGUCAGUGAGGGUUUCUCAUUCAUGUCAGCUCACUUUGCACGUGUGGCUCUUAAAGUGUGUUGUUAAAGUCCACACACAUGCAACAACAUGUUUGUCAACAAGUGUUUAUCCCAUGGCUGAGAUGAGACGAUGAUCAUGAGACGGCUUCAAAAAUGAUCAAAAACACGCUGAUGGAAACUGUAAAUGUCUGUUAUUGUUGACAAAGAUGAGACAAAAGCAUCAUGCAGGAAAUAAAAAAAGAAACAAAAAUGAA